Molecule: messenger RNA, 543 nt
Organism: Adineta steineri
Lineage: Eukaryota; Metazoa; Rotifera; Eurotatoria; Adinetida; Adinetidae
Source: the annotation of a GenBank genome assembly
AUGCAAAGUGAAUUAACUGCUCAACAAACUGUCAUCGUUAAUAAUCUUCAUUCAUCUUUACCAUUAAUUUCCCAAAAACCAAACAUAUGUCGAUUACGAAAAAUUCUUCUUACACUACUUUUAAUUAUGUUUUUUUCAAGUUUAGUGUAUUUAGUUUUUGUUAGUUUACCUUGUAUGAAAUAUGCAAAUAUAUGGUUUUGUCAAAAUUUUAAUCAUAAUUAUGAAUAUAGUUGGGCUUUAGUUUCUCUUAUUUAUGAUGGCCUUUGGUUGCUAAUUACUUAUCGAUACUAUUCCAGAGGAUUAUUAUUAUUCGCAUGGGUUAGUACAAUUUUUGUAUGUAUAUUUGGAGUAUUUCUUAUCAUUUCUUUACUGGCAAUCUUUCAAACUAUGAUGUAUUUUCAUAUGAUUGAUACUCGUGUUCUCAUUGCUUCAAUUAGUUCAAUUGUAUUAUGUAUAGCAACAUUAAUUUUACAAAUAGCACUUGUUUCAUUUUCUCUUAGAUUAUCAAAAUUAAUUUCGACGAGUAAACAUAUUAUGAUUUAA